GAGACGAGAAAGACAUGCAAAGUCCAUGGAUACAGCUCAAGAGGAGGUAUGUGGAGAAUUUUGCCCAGGGUACUGUAUUACUUCAAUGAUAAUAGAACUAUAUUAGGUUAAAUGAACAACGUUACAAAUAUAUCCGAAUAGAACAGAUGGAAACGGGAAUAGAAUAAGAAUCAGGCGUUAAAAUAUCUAUCGGUCAAGGACAUUGUCCGACCCAUUCGUGAAAUUGUCCGACGUAGAGAGGAAACUAUACCGGACAUUCUGUCCGACCUGAGUGAAACUGAGGUUUAUUGUUUGUCCGACCCGAGUGUAUUGGUGUCCGACCAAACUGUAGCUUUGUCCAACGUAAAGCAAAAUGUACCCUAGUCCAGGACUAAAGGCUCGUAUGUUAUUAAAUGGGGGAUCAGACUAAUGUAUAAUCACAGGAGGCCCAGGCUCGAUUUGCCCGCGCCCGCCUGUGCCUUCCUUAUAACGAGGGAAGGAAGGAAACAUUGAGACCAAAAUAGCCCAGACUGGCAUAUGUCACACGAAACUAUCCUCGAUUUUUCGCCUUUAAUGCAUUUCUUUCACGAUUAAUCGAUAUCCCCUGCAAGAAUGAUACCGUAUAACUCUCAAAACAACGAUGCUUUAAUCAAAGAGCUUAAAUUCGCUCUGAAAUCCGUGAGGGAAUAACAAAAUUCGCCCAAAAUAUAUCCGCGUGCCGGGUUUGCUGGACAAAAAGCGGAAGUCGUUGAACAACUCAAAAUACACUCAACCCUGAUUGGACAACGAAAAUCAACAAACAUUUCAAAUUUUUCUCCACUGGCACUGGGAAGGGGGACAGUACUUGGAACAGUACUGUAAUAAUUUGAUUAUUUGAAUCAAAACAAUUCACAAACGUUAUUAUACUGACUAAACUUCUUAAAUUUAAAUAUUUAGAUUUGCACUGGUUUCCCCCCCGACAACAUUUGUUAAUUGUUUUGAUUCAAAUUUAUAUUACAUUACUGACUACAGAAAUUUGAAAUGUUUGUUGAUUUUCGUUGUCCAAUCAGGGUUGAGUGUAUUUUGAGUUGUUCAACGACUUCCGCUUUUUGUCCAGCAAACCCGGCACGCGGAUAUAUUUUGGGCGAAUUUUGUUAUUCCCUCACGGAUUUCAGAGCGAAUUAAAGCCCUUUGAUUAAAGCAUCGUUGUUUUGAGAGUUAUACGGUAUCAUUCUUGCAGGGGAUAUCGAUUAAUCGUGAAAGAAAUGCAUUAAAGGCGAAAAAUCGAGGAUAGUUUCGUGUGACAUAUGCCAGUCUGGGCUAUUUUGGUCUCAAUGUUUCCUUCCUUCCCUCGUUAUAAGGAAGGCACAGGCGGGCGCGGGCAAAUCGAGCCUGGGCCUCCUGUGGUAUAAUCAGAGUGACAAAACGUAACAAAGCAGCGGUUUUACCAAGUACUAGCCCUAUUCCAAACACCAACUCUAACCCUACUCCUAUAAUCCUAACCCCAACCCUACGCCAAGCUUGUUUUUAAACAAAUCUUCAAGAAAAACGUUUUGACAAAAAGUCAUUUUGAGGUCAGCAACCUAGCCUUUCCCUACAUGUGUCUGGCCCAUUGGUCUGACCCAAACUCAAAGUUAUCGGAUGUUUUGACAGACGGCCCUGUAAAAGAUAUUUGAAGGCCUGAAGAAUUAUGAAGUCCGUCUACUAACUUCCAAACAAAGGGCAUUCAAAAGUAUUUCUUGUGUCAUAUUUAGGUGCUCACAUGCCUUGCAGUAUUUAUGUGGGAGAGAUUACAUCACCUCUGGCAAAAAUUACGAACUGAAGAACAAAGUUGGCAAAUGUUAUAUUAUCUUGGCAUUAACACCUUGAGGAGAAGUUUUGAGGUUUGUUUAAUCAUCAACAGACAUAGUAAACCUGUUUCAAAAUUACUUUGUUUUAGCUUUAUGUACUAUUUAAAACUUGAGCAGCAGUGUUUUAUCAGAUAUAAAGAUAUGCGAGACGAAGCCGAGUAUCUAGGUCUGAUAAAACACGCACUGCAUGCGAAUGUUUUAAAUUGCUUCAAAAACGUUGUGUAAGUUGAGAAAAUCAAAGUUAAAGUCUAUGUAAAUCAAGUGAAAUCUCUAUCACAUAUUAAAGGAAUACCGAAUGGUUUUUCGUGCAGGAUUGCGUGAUCCAUGCACGAGGGAUGUCGCGAGACUUUCGGAGAGCGUAAAAAUACUCGAGCCGCAGGCGAGUGUAUUUUUACGCUUUCCGAAAGUCGAGCAACAUACCAAGUGCAUGGAUCACGCUAUCCUGCUUGGAAAACCAUUUGGUAAUUGUUUUAUAAAAUAACUAGAGUGAAACAAUGACAUUUUGAGAAUCCCGCGAAAAUCCCGCGAAGACAUUUUAAUUCCUCGUGCAGGAUAGCCUGAUCCUGCACGGCUAUUGACCAAUCAAAUUGCGUGUUUCACUGUAGUUAUUAUAUAAAAAGAUUUUCCUCAUGAAUUAUUGAGUUUUUGAAUUUGCAGUUUACACAGUUAACAACCUUUUUAAAUGUAUCUGGCGGUUGAGAAACACAAAAUAAUAGUUGAAUAUUGUCAAUUUAAAUACAAUUGCUCUCUGGAGAAAUACUUGCGUGACCCUGCUUAUGACGUAACAUGCAUAUCCACCAAAAUCCAAGAUGGCGGAAUGCUCGCUGAUUUGUGAUUUUUUCUGUCAAAAUAUCUCAAGAAAUAAUAAAGUUACGCAAAAUCGAUAAAGGAGAUUUACAUAUAAUUUUAAAAAUUCUUCCAAAUGAAGUAAUAAAGUAGCGGGUUCGAUUCCCACCGUGGUCAGUCUAACUUUUCUGCCUGCCCGGUGUGGAUAUACACUCAGAGUAACAUCAAAAACAUAAUAAAAAAUAUGUUGCCAUAUCGCUUUAAUGGCAAUAAUAGACAAUUCCUGAUUAUAGACUAAUUUUAAAACUUGGCAAGGAGAUGCAAAUAAAUCACCAUAGCUAGAAAGAGCAUACUAAAAUGAGUAAAAUUGCAAAGUUUGGUUGCGAAAUGUUGUAAAAUGCGGAAAAUAUUGCCUUGCAAAGUUUGCAAAUUUUGUAUACUUUUGUAUUGCGUGCGGAAAUUCCUACCAUUUUCGGCCCAAAUGUGGUAGCAAUUUCCGCACGCAAUACAAAAGUAUACAAAAUUUUCGAACUUUGCAAGGCUAUAUUUUCCGCAUUUUACAACAUUUCGCAACCAAACUUUGCAAUUUUACUCGUUUUAGUAUGCUCUUUCCGUGAAUAUACUUUUCUUUAACCAAUACCAGCCGACAAUUUCAAAAAAUAUAAUACAAAACAUAAUCCGAAGAUAAGCAUCUUGAAACCCAAAAUAUGAGUCAAACAAGAAAGUGAGUGAGUAAUAUUUCGAUUUUAUUACAAAAUCAUCAUCAGACUAACUAAAGUUACGAUAUACACAUGGUCUUAAAUACAAGUUGGCAAGGCGAACAUGUGCAAUACAUUGUAAACCUACACUUUGUUUUUGACAAACUUAACAACCCAACUGACGCUGACAAUAACGUUUCCACUUUUAUUUCCAACUUAAUAUUUGACAACUCUCGAAUUCUUCUCACUAUUUAUUCUCGCACACCUAACUUUCUCUUGUUGCUUGAAGCUCUAUAUAUCAAGUAUCAUUCACUCAGUUUAAACACUGGACUCAAAGCCAGCAAAGAACUCAAGCUUUUCUAUACAGCCACAUUUCAUCACACUUACAUCUCACUGCAACUGUCGUGGUUCUGAUUGAGACUUCCGUUAAGCUGUCAUCAUGCCUUGCCAACUUGUAUAUAAGACCAUGUGUAUAUUGUAACUUUAGUUAGUCUGAUGAUGAUUUUGUAAUAAAAUCGAAAUAUUACUCACUCACUUUCUUGUUUCUUUCUUUCAAUAAUUCCAACCCACUCCAGGUGUCAGUGGAGGAAAAACAGGGCAUGUCGAGGUUGGAACAAGUCGUUGAGGAAAUUUUUGAAGAAGAGAAAGUGAAGGAAGUGAAGCGAGAGCAGAAACGUCAAAAGAAGCGAGCUCGUCGAAAAGAGAAAUGUAAAUAUGGCGAUCUUGUGUCGAACGAGAUGUCUGAAGAUUGUAAGGGCAGCAAGGAGGGCUUGGCUUGUGAGAUGAAAAAUGGCGGCGAGGAAGAAGGCGGUAGUUGCAAAGUGGAAACAUGUGGUGAAAGGAAUGAGAACGAACUGUCGUCGUCCAAUGAUCAUGAACAUUGCAAUUGUAGUGAUUCUCCGAUUUGGAAUGGUGAAAAUUCUGAGAAAUGGGAUGACGAAAGCUGCGCCGGGCAGAAUCGCAAAGAAGGCUGUUGUUUCAAGUCAGAAUGUGGGAAGUCGGUCUCCUGUCCCGACCAGGAGAGCGACCAGGCUUGUCCUGAGCAGGGCAGAGGUAUGUCCAGUCCGCAAGAAGAAUGUGGCGAAUCAUAUUUUCAGCUGGGGUGUGGUACACCAAAGUCCGGCCCCGAUCUGAGAGAAGGGCCAUGCAAUGAGGGGUGUAAUCACAACAGAAAUGUGGUGGGUGGGUGCUAUCAAAAUGGGUUCCUGAGUGAAGAGAUGAAUCAUGAUUGUGAUGAUAAACAUGAUAAUCUACCAGUGGAUGACGAGGAAAAGCAAUUACUCCUUUCCAUGGGGUGGAAUUCAGCAGAACCUUGUCAUGUGAGUGCAGACGAUAUUUUUUUAUUAUUAGGGACCGCUCAUAAAUGUUCUUCUUGUAAAAUAUUUUGUUGAUUACCAACCAUUAAAAAGUCAAAAAAUAUUUUACCCAUCCUCAAAUAUCAAUUAAAAAAUAAAUGCCCUCCCCUGGCCAAAAUCUCUACAAAAGGAUACCAUUCAGUUGUGAUACAUGUCCUUCACCACUUCUGUGACAUGAGUUUGAGAUAAUGGCUUGUGUAAUUUUCUGCAGUCUAAAGUUUCAUGUUGUCUGCACAUGUACUUUUUCUUUGGAGACACCAUUUGCCUCCUGACAAAUCGGAAAAUGAUCAAGAUAGUGGCUCUGAUUGAUUGAUGUACAUAUUUUAUUGAAAAUACGACUGUUGACAUUGCUUUUUAGUGAGUCAAUAUUUGAGCGAGUCAUGCUUUGGAAAUGACUAUAAUUUUUUUACUACCCAACCCCUGAAUUGUUUUGUUUUUCAUUUACCCAACCUUUUCCUCACUCGAAAUUUUGUGCCCCGCUAUAAAUAAUGACCGGUCCCUUGUUUAUUUAAAAGUUCAUGGUUUCUGAUUGGCUAACAGCCAACUGUGAAAUCGUCAUAUUAACUCAGUAGCUGACCAAAUAUGGAGUUUUGACAUAAUAUUCAACGAAGUGACGUCAUAACGUUGAAUAUAUAGAGGAUAUUACACGGCGGCGCGAAGAUAUGACUUUUAUCUUCGAGUGGUGAAAACAAUAUUUUACGAACGAGCGCAGCGAGUGAGUAAAAUACUGUUUUUAACACGAGAAGAUAAAAGUCAUAUCUUCAAGCCACCGUGCAAUGUUCUGUUUAUUAUAUAGUCCCAAGCAAAAAAUUGUGAAAUUUCACGCUCAAAAGUAAAUUGGAAAAAGUCGCGUGAUCGAUAUCCUCACCAGUGAAGAUAUGGAAAAUAUCUCGCUGUGUAUUUUUCAGUAUCUCACUCUCUACUAUAUAAUAAGAAAUCAUAUUCAACGGAAUGACGUCAUAACGUUAAAUUUGAAAAAACUGGUUUGGCUUGCUGCUUUAUAAAGUAUGUUCAUAAAGUCUCUAUUCUUGUAAUGUUGAUGUUGUCUUUCUUGUGUUAGGACGACAGUCUUGUCGAGACAGACAUGAAGAUUUCAAAAGAAGAAAUCCAGCGUUUCAAAGCCAACCAGAAACAGCUCAUUAACCAGAGACAAAAGUUACGCGAGAAACUAAGAGAGCAGUUUAACAGCUUGAACGUUAGUGCGCAUGCGUCACGUUAGGUCACGUGGGACAAUGUCACGUGACUGUCGGGUACAGAUCAUGUGCGCGAAGUUGUCGAAUCAUCGGUGUGUUCUGUUCAUUAAUAUUUUAACCGCGUGCUCGCGUACAACUAAAUAAAUAGCGUAAACCAAAUUCUUGUUCAUAUUCAGUUGCGUUAAAACGUGUUUUGAGAAAAAAAUGCUUUGAGAAAACCUUGGUCUGAGC
Molecule: messenger RNA, 6071 nt
Organism: Paramuricea clavata
Lineage: Eukaryota; Metazoa; Cnidaria; Anthozoa; Malacalcyonacea; Plexauridae
Source: the annotation of a GenBank genome assembly